Messenger RNA from Meleagris gallopavo (turkey), 515 nucleotides. RefSeq names its product coiled-coil domain containing 172 (gene CCDC172). Gene Ontology annotation, cellular component: cytoplasm. The record is from RefSeq and is a predicted model, not a curated record. Lineage: Eukaryota; Metazoa; Chordata; Aves; Galliformes; Phasianidae.
CAACAGCUGUCUGAAAAAGUGUUCUUCUUAGAAAUUUUGAAGAAACGUGAAGACAGCUUAGAGAAACAGAAAGCUGAACUUAUAAACCAGAAAAGCAUUCUUCUCAAAAACUUAACAGAUGUAAGGAGAAAAAUGACUGAAGAGGAAGAUAAUUUUACUAGGGAAGUAACAGAGUUUAAUGAUGAGUAUGGACUAACAAGCAAUAGAGAACUUAUGAUUAAAAAAAAAGUCAAGACUGAAAUAAAUGAUUUAGAGAAUGAAGCUGCUGUGUUAAAAAAUGAAAUGGAGACAAUGGAACAUAAGAAUGUUCAUUUAAAUGCACUGCAGCUGCAGAAGAAUGAAUUAAAGCAGGAAUUAUUUACUCUCAAAAGUGAACUCAAAGGCCUUGAGAAAUUAAUCAAGGAGGCUGAAGGAACGAUGAAAGAUUUAGAAGCAGAAAAUGUCCAAGUGACUGAAAAACCUCAGACCAAUCCAGAAUGUUUAAGGUAAGAGUCUCGUGUUAGUAGAUGCUUAAA